Molecule: messenger RNA, 982 nt
Organism: Emericellopsis atlantica
Lineage: Eukaryota; Fungi; Ascomycota; Sordariomycetes; Hypocreales; Bionectriaceae
Product: 3-demethylubiquinone-9 3-methyltransferase
Exons: 1
Coding region: 141-599 (152 amino acids)
Source: RefSeq, a predicted model, not a curated record
UUCUUUGUAAUAAUCUCGUUAUUCUCUGUCCCUAAAGCUCAGAUUCCUGGCAUUUUUUGAGACGAUAUUGCUACAGCACCUGGUCCAGAACACGCACAUUGAGAAGAUUUUUCGAGAUCACUCGAAAUCUUGCAGAUACAAUGCCUAAUUGCAUAAUUACAAUGAACCUCUGGUUCAACGACAACGCUGAAGAGGCCGCCAACCACUACGUCUCCAUCUUUGAGAACUCGUCCAUCACACAAGUUCACCGCUUCCCCUCGUCGCCCAUUCCGUCUGCAGUCAAUUUCACACUCAACAAUGCUCCCUUUGUGGCCAUCAACGGCGGCGAAGGAAUUCGGUUUACUCCAGCCGUCAGUUUCCAGGUGGAAUGCGACACCCAGGAGGAGGUAGACUACUAUUGGGAGCGGCUCGGCGAGGGAGGGGACGAGAAGAAAAGGGCGGCAGGAUGGCUGGUAGAUCGAUACGGCGUGAGCUGGCAGAUCAGCCCGAGGGGACUCGGGACUACCAUGGGCGAAGCGGGAGGAGAGAAGGCAGCCAAGGUGGCCGAGGCUAUCCUGGGGAUGACGAAGAUCGACCUGGCGACGUUGGAGAAGCUGUGAUGACAGAGCGCUGCAUGCUUCGAUCGAUGGGCGCGGGCCGCGGGAAUUAUCAAGAUAGGAGGUUGACCAAGGGCUGGUUCCUUUGGAAUGAAUAAUGACGCACUAUGAUCUGCAUGACUUUCGGCACAUGUACUCAAGAGUCAUGGCUCAUCUGGCCAGGGGGUUCUAGUUUACAUGUAGCCAGUGUUGACAACUAAUGACGUGCGAGGAACUGAGUGUGUUGUUGAGCGUGCGUGGUCAAAGGGGUAUCUUGCUCCCCUAGGAAAAUAACCUUGUUUGAAUGAGAGAGACCCGAAAUGUAGAUUGGCGAUUCUGACGGCAUUACUAUCCAGGGGAAUUGGCUUUCCCCUGUCUCACUCGCGGCUUGCCGAGAAAGGGUCUUA